Biomphalaria glabrata is the source of this 2191-nucleotide messenger RNA. RefSeq names its product prostatic acid phosphatase-like. NCBI's taxonomy places the organism in Eukaryota, Metazoa, Mollusca, Gastropoda, Planorbidae. Gene Ontology annotation, biological process: dephosphorylation; lysosome organization. The transcript has 12 exons. Gene Ontology annotation, cellular component: lysosome. Gene Ontology annotation, molecular function: acid phosphatase activity. Bases 51 to 1334 code for a protein of 427 amino acids. The record is from RefSeq and is a predicted model, not a curated record.
ACCCGCACAUCUAGACAGAUUAUCAGCGUGACGUAGUUAAGGAAUAUUACAUGUUUACUAGACCACUCAAAGGUCAAGACAAGCUUUUAAAAUGUGCCAGACAUCGCUGCUACUACUUCUACAGAAUGGAAAUUACAUCACAUUUAGCUGUUGCCAUUAACUUGAUUUUAAUCCUACCAUUAAGUCUGGCUCAACCUACUUUAAAGUUAGUGAGUGUGUUGUAUCGCCAUGGUGACCGUAGCCCUGCUGCAAUCUACCCUCUUGAUAAAAAUAAUGCCACUGCUUGGCCAGAUGGACUUGGCUGGUUGACAAAUAUAGGAAAACAGCAACAGUUUGUGCUUGGUCAGUUCAUUAAAAACAAAUAUAGUGGAUUUCUAAAUACUAGUUACUAUAACCACACUGAGAUUUUGGUCCAGUCAUCUGGAGUAAAUAGGUGCCUUAUGUCUGCCUAUUGUCAUUUGGCUGGUCUGUAUUCACCUCAGGGAGAACAAAUCUGGAAUCCAAACUUAUUAUGGCAGCCUAUUCCUGUGCAAAGUACUCCAACUAAAAGUGACAAUAAACUAGCCCUGGGUGCACCUUGCCCAAAAUAUGAUAAAUUAUUGGCAGAUGUUUUUAACUCUCCUGAAAUUCAAAAAGAAGAAAUGGAAAAUAAGGAUUUUUAUGAAAUGAUUGAAAAGAACACUGGAAUAAGUAAAGAAAAUGUUGAAGAUAUUUGGAAGGUUUCUGAUCCACUUAUAUGUGAGCAAGCACACAACAUGACUUGGAAUGAUUGGGUUUAUCAGUCAGGUGUUUGGGAAAAACUACAAAGUUUAACCAGUCUGAGCUAUGCAGUGUACUUAUACACACCUGAAAUGGCGAGGCUCAAGGGAGGUCCACUCUUGAAAGAAAUAAUCACCAAUAUGCAAACAGCAACUCAACAAGACAAACCAAGCCCUAAGUUUUACAUGUACUCAGCUCAUGACACCACAGUAGCAACUCUUCUGUCUGCCAUGCAUGUAUUUGAUCGACAUGCUCCAAUUUACAAUGCCUUAGUCAUGGUAGAACUACAUAAUAUACAGAGUGAUUAUGUUGUCAAGAUAUUUUAUAAAAAUGAAUCAAAUUCAGAUCCAUAUGAACUUUUUGUUCCAGGCUGCAAUUUACCUUGUAAACUAGUUGAUUUUGUUUCAUUGACCAAAGACACAGUACCUGUUGAUUGGAAUCAAGAAUGUCAGCUACCUGUUUCACAGCUACCUGUUUCACAGAAAAGUGCUGAUACAACAAAGUGUCCAAAUGGUGGUCCAACAAUCUUUCUUUCAACCUGGCUGAUUCUUCUGACCCUAUGGAUCUGUGCUUAACUAAGAUAAUAAAUAAUCUUACUUCACAAUAGAUGUCAAAUUAUACUUUGAAAUAACAACAUUGUUAAAGUUUCAUUCUUUUUUUUUUCAGUUUAGCCAUUCUUUUAAUUAAAAAACAAAACAAAACAAAGUUCCAUUACAUCAUUGAUGAGUAUGUCAGAGAUUUCAGUGAGAAAUUCCUUCAUAUAAGAGAUAAUAAUUAAAAAUUACUAAGUAUUGAAAUAAAAAAAAAUCCUAUUCUUUGUCAUAGAUAUUCAAAUAAAGUAAAUAUUAACAUAACUUAUAAUUCUUCUUUAUACACAAUUUUUAUUCUAAGUUAUUUUUUAUUGAAUUUUAGUGAAUUCUACUACAACUUGAAAAGAUUAAAUACAGAAAACAUAAUUGUUUGAUAACUUUUUGUUUCUAAGAAGAAACAAAGUUUGUGGAGAGUUAUACACAAAUAAACAUAAGUGAUAGGAUACGUAAAAAAUAGUAAUAGCCUGUAACUAUGUAACUUUACUUUAAAAAUCUGUUAAAUGGCCAAAUAAAUUUUAAUUAAAUUUCAAUAUAUUCAGCUAUCGGAAAUGCACUCUUAUCAACAUUAAGCUAAAGUAGAUUGUUCCUCAAUCAGUUUGUAUUAGCUAUGAAAAAUACAACAUCCUAUAAUGUUUUUGUUUAUAAAACAAUAAUGAUUUAGCAUUUGUGUGAAUAAGUAUAUUGUAAUGUCAGAAAUUUGAUGGUCAGGACACUACAUUGACCAUGCAGACUCAUUGACAGUUAACAUUUUAAAGUCACAAUAAUCAGUCUUAGAAAUUUAAUAGCACAUGCAUUUUUUUCAAGUUUUUUUUUAAAAACAUAUAUAUAUAUAUAUAUAUAUA